Molecule: messenger RNA, 1139 nt
Organism: Thlaspi arvense
Lineage: Eukaryota; Viridiplantae; Streptophyta; Magnoliopsida; Brassicales; Brassicaceae
Source: the annotation of a GenBank genome assembly
GGGUCCCGCAUCGGCCGUUAAUCCUCCCUUUUUGUCAUCUUCCCAUUUUCUCUACCACCACUCGAAAUCGUUGUUCUCGUUCUUCGUCCAUUUUUUUGAUCUGAGUUUCUCUGUUCGUUCAUGGUAGAUUCCGGCUGAUUAUGCGUGUAAUACGAAUCCGAGACUCUUGGCGUGCGUGGAUCUGUUUGAGAGAGAAGCUAAUUUUUCGAAUUCGUGAUCUAGAAUAAUUUUGUACGGUUUUCGUUUAGGAAAACAAAAAAAAGAGGCGAAACGAAGGAUGUCUAAUUUGUACGGGGAUUACAACCAGAAGAUCGAUUACGUCUUUAAAGUCGUGUUGAUCGGAGAUUCGGCGGUUGGGAAAACUCAGCUGCUUGCUCGGUUCGCUAGGAACGAGUUUAGCGUCGAUUCUAAAGCAACCAUUGGUGUUGAGUUCCAGACUAAAACGCUCGUCAUCGAUAAUAAAACCGUCAAAGCUCAGAUUUGGGAUACGGCUGGCCAAGAAAGAUACCGGGCGGUGACAAGCGCAUACUACCGUGGAGCCGUUGGGGCGAUGUUGGUCUACGACAUGACAAAACGUCAAUCCUUCGAUCACAUGGCUAAAUGGCUGGAAGAGUUGAGAGGACAUGCGGACAAAAACAUAGUGAUUAUGCUAAUUGGAAACAAGUGUGAUCUCGGAAGCCUAAGAGCAGUGCCAACAGAAGACGCUCAAGAGUUUGCACAAAGAGAAAACUUGUUCUUCAUGGAAACCUCUGCACUCGAAGCUACCAAUGUUGAAACCGCGUUUUUGACUAUCUUAACAGAGAUUUAUCGAAUAAUCAGCAAGAAAUCACUAACGGCUGAUGAUGAUGACGCCGAUGGGAAUUCAAGUCUCUUAAAGGGGACUAGAAUUAUCAUCCCGAGCGAGCAGGAGAGUGGUAAAAGAGGUGGAUGUUGCGGCAAAUCGUAAUUCUACUAGCAAAAAGAAGAAAAUACUGUACUUUUUUUUUGUUGGUUCUUCUUGUUGUUUUUUGUUCCGCCUUACAAUUUAUUAUUCAUGUUAGGCCAUUUGUUCUUGAAACGAAACAAUAAGCCAAGGUUUACUUACUAGAGGACAGAGUAUGAGGAGGGUGAAACCAAGAUUACCCAUUUUUUACAUACCA